AUGAAAGGUGCCGAUAUUGGUGUAGGAUGGGUUGAUGAGACCGGCAGUGUACAUAUUCAAGAUCGCUAUGCAUUCGCCAAUGGACGUCCUAUGAUUGAUAAUACCACGAUUGAUUGGUUUGCUCUCCAAGGUCGUGAAGCAAGUGGAUGGACAGCUAUUCAAUUCAAGCGUUUACUAGACACUUGUGACAUCAUGGAUGUUCCAAUUAAGUCUGGUACCAAUAAUCUUAUUUUUGCUUAUGGUAUGACCGAUCCUAGUCCUUCAGGAUCAAAUGGUGAAAUCUCUUAUCAUCAAAAUCGACGCGGUUCACGUACUCUUCCUCUUCGAUCAUAUGCUGAUCCACCAUCCGAAGAGACAUUUGCUGGACUUGACUAUUUUGAAUUUCGUUUAAAUAAUCACAAGACAAUUGUUGAUUCAGCCAACUUAGAUCUUGUUCAUCAUCUACUAAUGUAUGAAUGUGAUCCAACAGCUCAAUUUGAUGAUAAUAACUUACCUGAUGGUUCAUGUGAUACAAUUUCUCAACAAUUAGCACCGUGCGCUUCUAAUAUUGCAACUGGUUGGGCUGUCGGUGGCGACUAUACGGUUGCAUUUCCAGAAGAAGCUGGAUAUCCUGUUGGAGGUAAUUUCCCUAUCAAGUAUUAUCUGGUUCAAAUGCAUUAUGACAAUCCAAAUCAACUUUCAAAUCGUACGGAUAGUUCAGGUAUUCGUUUUUACAUUGGAAAAGAACUUCGUCAAUAUGACCUUGGCUAUUUGACUUUGGGCACUGAUUCAAGUGCCAUUGGUCUGGCUAUUCCACCAAAAGUGGAGCGAUUUAUUGUUGAUUCGUACUGUUCAGCAGAUGCUACAAUGAAUUUUCCCGAAGAGGGAAUAACAAUUGUCUCUGCUUUUCCACAUACACAUUUGCAAGGUCGAACAGUAUGGACGAAAUUGAUUCGAAAUAAAACAGCUGUACAAUAUUUAUUCGAUGCAGAAGCCUAUGAUUUCAAUUAUCAAUACGAAAACCGUUUACCACAAUCGAUCAAAUUAUUUCGAACUGUCGAUCGAAUAUUCAAAGUAGCAAACGAACUUCUUGAUAUUGAUCCACUUUGUAUUGAUACAGAUGAUCUAGUUAGAAUCAUUAGAGGUAAACCAUUUCAUAUGCACUACGUAACUAUUUUUGCUACAAUAGAUUCUGUUUAA
Messenger RNA from Rotaria sp. Silwood1, 1179 nucleotides. The record is from the annotation of a GenBank genome assembly. NCBI's taxonomy places the organism in Eukaryota, Metazoa, Rotifera, Eurotatoria, Philodinida, Philodinidae.